This is a messenger RNA of Penicillium chermesinum, 2028 nucleotides long. RefSeq names its product ribosome biogenesis GTPase LSG1. Gene Ontology annotation, molecular function: GTPase activity; GTP binding. Gene Ontology annotation, biological process: ribosomal subunit export from nucleus. Gene Ontology annotation, cellular component: cytosol. NCBI's taxonomy places the organism in Eukaryota, Fungi, Ascomycota, Eurotiomycetes, Eurotiales, Aspergillaceae. The record is from RefSeq and is a predicted model, not a curated record. The coding region runs from base 1 to 2028 and encodes 675 amino acids. The transcript has a single exon.
AUGGUGUUGGCUAAGUCCAAGAACUCCGUGGGGCUGGGUAACAGCCUCAUGAAUGAUCGGUUUGGCAAAGGAAAAGCAUCCAAGGCGAAAAAGGCCUCGCACAACAACGCCAUCGCACGCCAGGGUAUCAAUGGCGAAACUUAUAUCACCAACGAAGCCAAGGAGGCAUCCUGGGUGAAGAUGCGGUCAAUCACCGAGCAAGCCGCUCUCGACGAGUUCCUGAGUACUGCUGAACUGGCCGGCACAGACUUUACCGCAGAGAAAAUCAAUAACGUCAAGAUUAUCCACUCCGAUCAGAAGAACCCCUACCUCCUCUCUGCAUCCGAGGAGAAGAACGCCCACAAGAAGCACCAGAAGAACCGGGGCCGCUUGACCGUCCCUAGACGACCGAAAUGGGAUUCUACUACGACGCCACAACAGCUGGAGAUGAUGGAACGUCAGAGUCUGCUAGACUGGCGUUGGGGGCUUGCGGAACUCCAGGAAAACAACGAUCUGCUGAUGACCCCCUUUGAGCGUAACUUGGAAGUUUGGCGCCAGCUGUGGCGUGUCAUCGAGCGCUCUGAUUUGGUUGUGCAGAUUGUCGAUGCACGAAAUCCUCUUCAAUUCCGUUCAGAAGAUUUGGAAAACUACGUCAAGGAGAUUGAUCCCAAGAAGAAGAACUUACUAUUGGUCAACAAGGCCGAUAUGUUGACUCUCAAACAGCGAGAGGCUUGGGCUGAUUAUUUCGAGACGCACAACAUCAAUUUCCGUUUCUUCUCGGCUCAUCUUGCUAAGGAAAAGCUCGAGGCUGAGCUCCUGAGGGAGUCCACUUCUGAUAGUGAAGAUGAACAGCUGGCUGAAGCGGCCGAAAAGUUGGAUGUCAGCGCUGACGAAGAACACAGCGCCGACGUGAAGGAGACAUCUGAUGUAAAUGAAGCUGAGGGUGAUGUCGAUGCUAUUGCAAAAUACGCAGACCCAGAAGCAUCAAUCGGUCCACACAUUUUGGAUGUGGAUGAGCUAGAAGAAUUAUUCUUGGCGAACUCACCAGAGACGCUUCCUCAAGAAGAUGGCUCCGAACGCAAGCAAAAGCAAAAGACUACCAUUGGUCUCGUUGGAUACCCCAACGUCGGUAAAUCUAGCACGAUCAACGCUCUCCUCGGUGCCAAGAAAGUGUCUGUCUCUGCCACCCCCGGUAAGACAAAGCACUUCCAGACACUUUAUCUGUCUCCAGAAAUUAUGCUUUGCGAUUGUCCUGGUUUGGUGUUCCCCAAUUUCGCUACAACCAAGGCUGACUUGGUCGUCAACGGUGUUCUGCCGAUCGACCAACAGCGUGAGUUCACAGGGCCCGCUGGCCUGGUCGCCCAACGUAUCCCUAAGCAUUUCUUGGAGAACGUGUACGGUGUGAAAAUCAACACCCGCCCCAUCGAAGAGGGCGGUACUGGCAUACCGACUGCCAGUGAGGUCCUACGUGCCUAUGCGCGAGCUCGCGGGUUUUCUACCCAAGGUCUAGGACAGCCCGACGAGUCCCGCGCGGCCCGAUAUGUCCUCAAAGACUAUGUGAACGGAAAGCUUCUCUUCUGUCAUCCUCCUCCUACAGCUGAGGGCGAGCCAGCUAUCGAUCCACACCAGUUCAACGAGGAUCUCUAUGAUCUCGCCCAUUUGCCCGCCAGACGUCAAGCAGCGCUUGCGAAGACCAUUGUAGACGUCGAUGACCUUGACUCCGACAUCGCCUCCUUCGUCUCAUCCUCCAAGGAUCUACAGCCUGAAGCUCCCGGCCAACGGUCCCGCAACAUUGACAGCGGCUUCUUCGGAACUGCAACUGGGCCCUCAGCUGGCCGUAUGACUCUACCUUUCCAGAGUCAAUACACGUCGCAAGGUCAACAGAUUCGGAAGAACCCCACAGGCCGCAAAGAGCGUAUGAUGAUUGCCAUCGAGCGAGGCAUUGAUGUUUCCGACGUUAGGGGCGGCAGUUCCAAGAAGCACUUCAAAGGCAACAAGAAACAAGCUAAGAAGAAGCGUAACAACGGCGAUGCCGAUGACGACUACUAA